Molecule: messenger RNA, 1320 nt
Organism: Neopelma chrysocephalum (saffron-crested tyrant-manakin)
Lineage: Eukaryota; Metazoa; Chordata; Aves; Passeriformes; Pipridae
Gene: SLC35B4
Product: solute carrier family 35 member B4
Exons: 9
Coding region: 84-1064 (326 amino acids)
Biological process (GO): transmembrane transport
Cellular component (GO): endoplasmic reticulum membrane; Golgi membrane
Molecular function (GO): UDP-xylose transmembrane transporter activity; UDP-N-acetylglucosamine transmembrane transporter activity
Source: RefSeq, a predicted model, not a curated record
GCCGGGGCCGGGAGCGGGGCAGGAUCCCGGGAUCGGGAUGCGGGGGCGGCCCGGGACGCGGCCUCGCUGCCCGGAGCGACACCAUGCACCCGGCCCUGGCGGUGGGGCUGGUGUUCGGCGGCUGCUGCAGCAACGUGGUGUUCCUGGAGCUGCUGGCCAGGGAGUUUCCAGGAUGUGGGAACAUCGUGACCUUCUCCCAGUUCCUCUUCAUCGCCGUGGAAGGUUUUAUCUUCGAGGCCAAUUUUGGGAGGAAGAGCCCGGCCAUCCCAAUCAGGUACUAUUUGAUCAUGGUGGCCAUGUUCUUCACCGUCAGCGUGGUCAAUAACUACGCCCUGAACCUCAACAUCUCCAUGCCCCUGCACAUGAUCUUCCGCUCGGUGUCUCCUCUCUCUUCCCUGGGCAGGUACAGCGUGUCCAAAUACACUUCCAUAGCCCUGGUAUCCCUUGGGAUCUUCACCUGCACUUUCAUGUCUGCCAAGCAAGUGGCAUCUGACUCCAGCCUAAACGAAGAGGAUGGAGUCCAGGUUUUCCUCUGGUGGCUGCUGGGCAUCGCCGCCCUCACCUUCGCCCUCCUCAUGUCUGCCAGGAUGGGGAUUUUCCAGGAGACUCUGUACCAGAGGUUUGGGAAGCACUCCAAAGAGGCCCUCUUCUACAAUCAUGCCCUGCCACUCCCUGGAUUCCUGCUCCUGGCCCCCAACAUCUACCAGCACGCCGUGCUCUUCAGCCAGUCCGAGCCGUUCCGGGUGCCGGUGCUGGGACUGACCCUGCCCAUCAUGUGGUUCUACCUCCUCAUGAACGUCGUCACUCAGUACGUGUGCAUCCGGGGGGUGUUCAUCCUGACCACGGAGUGCCCGUCGCUGACGGUCACCUUGGUGGUGACGCUGCGGAAGUUCGUCAGCCUCAUCUUCUCCAUCCUCUACUUCCGCAACCCCUUCACGGCCUGGCACUGGCUGGGCACCGCCCUCGUCUUCCUGGGCACCCUCCUCUACGCCGAGGUCUGGCACAGCCUGGGCUCCCUCCUGGCCCGCUGCAGGAGGAGCAGGAGGAGGCCCAAGGAGGAGUGACAAGAGUGUUUUUUCCGGGGAAUUCCCCCCUGAGGGGGGUGUUUUUAUAGGAGGGGUUGGCUGGGCCAAGCUCCUGGGAAUCAUCGGAACCCGAACGCCGGGAACUGGGACGGAUCAUGGACAAACAACGAGGUUGUUUUGGAGAGUAGGCUUUUUUUUUUUUUUAAACGCUUCCUCCUGGUUUUUUGGUUGGUUUUGUUUUUUUUUUCCCAUUGGAAUGAGCCUUUGGAAGUAAAAGCUGACCUGGAUCACUGUU